GAUAUUUCGUGUUAUUCUGAAACUCUUUGUGUGAUGAAUAGCUUAGAUGUGAAAUUAUUUGUAACUGGAGUAUAGGUUGAACCUAUCUUGUGUUCAUCAUAAAAGGGCCCAAGAUUGUUCUGUUAAAAGGAAGUAGAGGGUAUCGGUUCGGCCGCCGAGGUGCCGUCCCACCUCUCAGCGCCCGCUCAAUGGCGGGCGCGGAGGAGCUGCGGCUUUCCCCGCAGCCGCCACCCUCUGCCUCAUCUUCAGACGCGUCUUCAGCAUCUUCCCCCGGCACCCCGGGGGGUUGGGGCCGGCCGGUUCCAAACAGGAACAGCGGCCGGCCGGUGGACCCGCUGGAGGAGGUGGAGCUGCAGAUCGGAGACAAGAUGGCGAGAGCAGCAUUUUCAUUAACCAAACUUCUUGAAGCUGCAUCUGCAGUAUCAGCUCAAGUGGAAGAGCUUGCCUUCAAAUGUACAGAAAAUCCACGUUUCCUUAAAACAUGGCGGGACCUCUUGAAAGAAGGCUAUGAUUCCUUGAAACCUGACAACUGAUUUGACUGUAAUAAUCCAUACCACCUCAUUUAUUAUCCUAUCCACACAUGUACCGUAUGGGUAGGAUAAUCACCAGCAGUUCUGUAUACAGAAGCUGAAAUUUUUCUUGGUUUUCUUCAUUUUGUGAAAACAAUAUGAUGUUAUUUUUUAUGCUGGCCCGUUUAUCUUUAAACACUUUCUGUUCUCUAAACUUUCAAAGACUCUUCUAUGAAAGUUAAUUUAAUCAGUAGAUAAUAUUAAUAAUGCCACAGUGCUACCAGUAGCAAACUAGGUGGACCAUUAUCCUCUUCAGUUUGCAAGAAGAUAACAAAAAUGGCAGAGUUUAAAGUCGAGCUUUAUUAUAUGGACCAAUGUUAGAUUCAGCUCCAUUAGGCUAAGUUCCCUAGAACCAAUGAUUGUGUCUUAUUACUUACAUAUUUCCAGCAGCUAGAAGUCUGUUACACAACAGUCACCAAAUGUUUGAUGAAUAAGAGUUCACAACGUAAUUAAAAGCUAUUUUUUCUUCCUGUUUUUAGCAUGAAGAUUAUAAUUGUUUCUCGAAAAGAUAUUUGAGUCAGAACCUCAUUGACCUGAAGGAAAAUGUUAUCUUUUUUUUUUUUUUUUUGCGGUGCAUGGGCCUCUCACUGCUGUGGCCUCUCCCGUUG
Molecule: messenger RNA, 1177 nt
Organism: Kogia breviceps (pygmy sperm whale)
Lineage: Eukaryota; Metazoa; Chordata; Mammalia; Artiodactyla; Physeteridae
Source: RefSeq, a predicted model, not a curated record